This is a messenger RNA of Pseudonaja textilis, 6278 nucleotides long. Lineage: Eukaryota; Metazoa; Chordata; Lepidosauria; Squamata; Elapidae. The record is from RefSeq and is a predicted model, not a curated record.
CGGCCUGAACGGCUCCUUCCCCCGUGAGCCGCGUCGCUGCAGUUAAUAGCCGAGAAAAUCAGUAGCGAAGGCGUCUCCGCCGCUGGGCUGGAGGGCGAUGGUUCGCGGCCUGCGGAGGUUGCUCAAGUAGCCGGGACGAGACGCGAAGCGAGACUUGGAUCAAAAUGUUUUCAAAAUGGGGCAUGUCAAUGCAAGGUGUCUACAUUCUCCUGAGCAUUUACUACUUUGGAGUUUCAGAUGGGAUUCUGAACAUGUGUGGAUAUAUCGUCCCAGAGUCACCAGUAAUAUUGUCCAUUGGUUCCAAUUUUACAGCAUUUUGCAUUCUCUAUAAUAAUUGUCCUUAUGGCAAAAUUCGUGCUGAGCAAGUUAUCUGGAAAAUGAAAACAACAGCUGUUCCUAAAGAACAAUAUAGCAUAAUAAAUGAAACUGUUUCUAGUGUAACAUUCAAUGAUACUAGUACAUUGGUUUCUCCUCUGACUUGCAACAUUUUAGUACCUGGUGGUUUAGUACAGAACAUCUAUGGAAUUCAAAUUGAACUGGGCUUUCCUCCUGAGAAGCCUACAAACUUAAGCUGCAUUGUGAUUCAGACAGAAGCAUCAUCCUUUAUUCAUAGAUGUUCCUGGGAACCUGGAAGAGAUACGUUAUUGAGCACUAAUUAUUCUUUAAAGCAUAGGUGGCCAACUUCAACAUUUUCUGAUUGUAUACCUCAAGAUAGUAAUAAUUCUUGUACUAUUCCUGAUGUCGUCUUUUUUGUCACCUUGGAAAUGUGGGUACAAGCCAGAAAUGAACUUGGAGUAGCUGAAUCUGACCACAUUAAAUUUGAUCCCAUAACUCGUGUGAAACUACUGCCUCCACACAAGCUGUCCCUCAAUUCAGGAGAAUUUCCUAGAAUCCUAAGGAUAUCAUGGGAAAACAGAUUUAAAGUAACUCAAACCUUGAAAUAUAAAAUUCAGUAUAAGAUUUUGAACAGCAAUGAUUGGACUGAGAUUCCACCUGAAGAUACAGCUUCACGGAGAACUUCCUUUACUCUCCAGGCACUCGAGCCAAAUACAGCGUAUCAAAUUAGAUUGUGUUGUGGAAUUAAUUUGUCAAAGUACUGGAGUGAUUGGAGUGAAGUAAUUGGAUUCACUGCUGAAGACAAACCAUCUAAAGGACCAGUUCUUUGGCGUAACAUUAAAACUUCUGACUCAGCAGGAAAUUGGACAUUAAGCCUUCUUUGGAAGGAGUUGAGUCCUUCUGAAGCAAAUGGAGUAAUUUUGGAAUAUAAAGUAUCUAUUUCAGGAAGACCACCACUUUCUUUUCCAACUAGACAUUACAGUCUGAAUAUCACCCAACUGGUUUUAAAUGUAGAAAAUGGGACAUACGAUGUGAGGGUUACAGCAGUUAACAAAGCCGGUGAAUCUCCUACAUCGGUUUUGCUUAUUCCAGCAACUAAUUCAAAAGCUCCUGUGAAGAAUAUUGUUGCAUUUCCUGAAGAUGGCAAACUCUGGGUAAAUUGGACACCUCCCAAAGAGUUAGUUAGUAACUACAUAAUUGAAUGGCAAGAAGCAUGUAGCAAUUUAAACUGCCCUAUUGAUUGGCAGCAGGAACCUGGCUCAAAACGGAGAACAUAUUUAAAAGGAACCAUAAAACCAUACAAGCGUUACAUCAUAACAGUGUAUCCCUUAUAUAGCGGCGGUCAAGGAGAAGGAGAAUCAACACAGGCCUAUCUUCAGCAAGAUGUGCCUGCUACUGGGCCCAGUGUUCAAACAAAGAAACUUGGAAAGUUUGAAGUUAUUUUAGUAUGGGAACCUCUUUCAGUGGAACAGCAAAAUGGGUUUAUCAAAAACUACACCAUUUCCUAUAGAACAGGGACUGGAGAUGAAAAAGUUGUGGCUGUGGACCCUUCAAAAACGGAGUACUUACUAUCAUCCUUAUUAAGUAAUACUUUGUAUGUAGUGCAUAUGACUGCAUACACAGAAAGUGGAGGAACAGCUGGUCCUCAGUUUACAUUUUCUACAAACAGAUUUGAGGAUGGAGAAAUAGAAGCAAUUGUUGUUCCUGUCUGCAUAGCAUUUCUGCUAGUUACUUUAUUGGGUGUAUUAGUUUGCUUCAGCAAACGAGAUAUGAUUAAAAAACACAUCUGGCCUAAUGUGCCUGAUCCUUCAAAAAGUGUAAUUGCUCAGUGGUCACCGCAAACACCAGCUAAGCAUUUUAAUUCAAAAGAGGAAAUAUAUCCAGAGGGCAGUUUUACUGAUGUCAGUGUUGUAGAAAUUGAAGCUGAAGACAAGAAAUCCCUUUCAGAUCAAGAUCUGAAGCCUUUUGACUUGCUUAGAAAAGAGAAGAAUGCCUCAGAAGGUCACAGCAGUGGUAUUGGAGGUUCAUCCUGCAUGUCUUCUCCUCGACAAAGUGUUUCAGAUAGUGAUGAAGGGGAACCUGCUCAGAACACUUCCAGCACUGUGCAGUACUCAACUGUAAUACCCAGCGGCUACCGGGAUCAAAUUCCUUCAGUGCAAGUCUUUGCCAGGUCUGAAUCUACGCAACCUCUCUUAGAUUCAGAAGAGAGGCCAGAGGAUCAACAGAUGCUUGGAAAUGACAGCUCAAUACCCAAGCAUCGUUACUUCAAGCAAAAUGGUAGCUGGGAUGACACAGCCCCAGAUUUCGAAAAAGUCAAACAGAUUUUUCCAGUAAGUGAGGAAGAUACUACCAGGCUUCCAACAUCACAAGUGGGUGAAUCUGGCCCAGAAACAGAUGAAAAGGGAAUGGACUUCGUAACUGCAUUUUCUCCUAACCUAAUGGAGCAGGCUGGGCAGCUUGAAAAUAACACAGAUAUGGUAACAAAUGAAGAGGUGCCCAAGAGCUACCUUCCACAGACUGUACGGCAAGGUGGUUAUAUGCCCCAGUGAAAAGAAAAUACUGUUUUGCUCUGAUAAAUUAAAUAGGUUUUUUUUUUUAAAAAAAAAAUCAUGCUUCAUGUGAAAAUCAGGCUCAUCUAUGGAAGCUAAUUUGGACAACAUGGGAUUUGGGAAAUUUGAACGGACUUUUAAAGGAAACUUUCUAGAUUUCCAUCGAUUUUUUUUCCUUCAAGCACUACAUAUAUUCAACUUCGGAGAUACAUUUAUUACAUUUCAGGUUUGUCCUGGGCAUUCCACUUUGUUUUUAAUGUAGAAUAUAAAGCUACAUUCACUUUCAUAAAGACAUAUAAGUCAUGAGUUUAUAAUUGCAAAUACUUCCCUGCAGUUAAGACCAUAAGAGGUUAAAUUGUAUAUUAUGAAUGCUCCAUUUGUGAUUGUCUAGCACCAAUGUUUCAAGAUAAUGUUUUGACUACAGUAAGAGUUAUCCAGAAGCAAAUAGUUUACUGGCCAAACAAUUGCUUCUGGCGGAAUAUAAACAUUACAUGGGUCUAGCACAGCUGCAUAAUUACCUAAAAAUGUUUCAUUUGCUUGGGCUCUUUCUCUGACUGUAGCAUGUUACUUGUGUCAGCUGAUGAGUGAAUAAUUGAGUGAAUGAUCAGCUAAUUGAAUCACAAUUAUGUCAAAAAGUUGACUGCUAAUAUUUCAUGUUGACUUUUGACUGCCAGUAUUUCAUGCUUUUGUAUCUUGCACUUUGAGCCAUAUCUGCAGAAAUGUAAAUAUUAUAUUUGGAAAUCCUAUAAAGUUAAGUUUGUGUAUAUGCUUAUUUUAUUACCAUAUAAUCAUAGAGGGCAAUUGUUAAAGAAUAUAUACCAUUCUUUUGUUAACCAUUAAAAUGCCAGGUUCUGUAUUCAUCCUGUACAUAAUUAUGAAGGCUGGAAACCACGCAGCUGGGUUAUUGAAGACACCAUGCUGAGCUAUGGUCUUUGUUUUUCAGUUCAGUGUUCUCCUACCUAUGAAGAAAUUUAUUUCUUGGAAAUAUCGGUUCUUUUGGUUCAUACUAGUUUAUUAAAAAUAAUUUCCACAAUGCAUUAAUAGCCUAAAUGUCUUUUGAUGCAGUCCAGGAACACUCAAAAUUUAUAAGAAUUAAAGCUUAUUUGAUGAUUUUUAACUAAUAUGUAUUCAUAUUGGAACUUUAGAAAUUAUCACCAUGAUCAUUUUCAUGAUCCUCUUUUUCUUCAGGAGGGUAUUAUCAGUAGUAACGGACAAUUUAUACAGUAGACAAGCUUAUCAGUUACACAACACAAGCUCAAAAUAUAACCACAAAUAUAUUUAAUACUUUUCAAAAGUUUCAAGUAUGAAAUUGGCUCUGAACAUGGAUGUAUUCUUUCCAUAGCCUUAAAUGGCAUGAUUUUACUCUGCUUUUUCUGCAUGUGUCAUUGUAAUAUUUCCAUGCUUGGGAGUGAAGUCAAUGCAAGCCUAGUUAAUCACAAUUUAUUAUGAUUUGGCUGUUCACAGUUUUCUCUUUCUCAGAAAUUCAAAUUAUUUUUUGAAAGCUAACCAUUUAAUGCCUAUUCAUUGAAAUUAUCCUACGCUGAAUCCUAGAAAAUGAGCAGAACUUGUUAAUUGAUGAAAAAGGAAUGAAUUGUAAAGAUAAUCCACAAUUCUUGCCAAGUUGUCCUCAAAUCCUGAUGGAGAAUUUCCAAGCAUAAUGGAGAAAUUUGAUUCUCUAUCUUGUGGUGUAGUCAGUCCAUUAUUUUGUAUCUCUUUACAUCAAAUUAAAUGUCAUUGCUGUGAAAUCCCUUUCAAUGUUUUUUUAAUGGCACUUCUCAGGUGCUUCUCUGAACCUUUAUAUUUUUAAAAGUUUUCAGUCUACCAUGUAAGCAAACCAUUUUGAACAUGUUUCCUCUUAAAUACAGCAAAUAAAAUCAAUUAAUUUUAUAAUUCCUAUAUAUUCUAAUUGUGGAAUGCACCAAGAGUGUUCGUUAACAUUGUACAAAAGCACUGCUAUCUAAAUUGAAGAGUACUAUGUGUCAUGGUGUUACUCAAAAAACAAAUUACAUCACAACAGUGUAACUUCAAAUAUAUAAGAAUGGUGCUCAGAAUUGUAUUACUUCCUUAUAAUUUCUCCAACCUUUUCACCACCUGUAUUAAUCUCCUAAAUUUUUAGUUGGAAAAUCUUUGCAUUGUUAGUUCUCACUUGGAGUAUACUUUAUAAUAUACUUGCUAGCACACAGAGCAUUUUCUCAAGUUCACAAUUACUACCUUAAUCUGGAAAAUGAUAGAACAGUGUGACAGUAUCUCAAAAAUUCCCGCUAGCAAAGGGAUGGAAAAAGGGCUGGUUUUAUUGUUUGUUUAAAAUACCAGCUCUCAAGCUGGGUUAAUUUUUUUUUAAAAAAAAUAGCCUUCAAACCAAGUUUCCCCCAAAGAGACUUUCAAUCUGAGCAAGGUUUAGAGUAUUGGGCUUUGCUUUCUAAAAAUGGAUUCCCCCAUGGAAAAAUUUGACAUUGAAAGCCGAGAUAGGGAGCCUCAGUUCCUUCCUUCAAGGUUGGAGUUUUUCCUGAUCUCCAAGAAGGAAACUCAUCAGUCUUAUGACUCCUGCUGGAACAGUAUUUUUUUCAAAUUUGGCAGCUUUCUGAUGAAUGAAAUACUGGCUGAGGAAUUGUGUUUAAAGCCCCCUCAUCUUAAAAGUUGCCAAGCUUAAAAAAUGAUAGACUAUCACAGGGGACAUAUUUCAGCAUAAAUGUAUUUUUACAAAUUUGAUUUAAUCACAUUUUAAGCCUCAAUUUCUUCAUUACUAUGAAACAAAUUAAUCAACCUAUCAUUACCAUUAUUUUUUAAAGUAAGCAUUGACUCCAGUGUUGGAAUUGGAACAUAAUUCUUUUUGUUGCAAUUUAUAUCAUCAUGGUAUGUAGCCCUUAGUUUUACCAUUAUUGUGAACAUCCACUCAAGUCAAUUUGGUAUUAAGUUCUAAUAAAAUUCAUCAGAUAAAUUGAAUGUUGCAUUGUAAAAAUUUGUGACUGAAUAGGUACAGAAUAACAAUAUAACACUUUUAACUAAAAUAGUUCAAAGUAAUUCUAUACCUCGAUUUUUUAAAACAUACAAUGAAAAAGCAAGUAUUCGAGGUUUACUUUUAUUACAUCUGAAAUAAAUUGAUAUGAUUAGGAAAGUGUUUAAUCCUGAGACUUACAAUCAGAACUUCCUUGCAUGUCAAUAGGAAUGCUGCUUGCUCUUCAUGCCUUAAGCUUGAGGGCAGAUUAGUAGGAAAGGAAGAAAAGCCAAGAAAAGUUACAAUGAUUUUAAGGGUUGUUUUCUUUUUUGUUUUGACCUGUUCCUCAGGUGAAACCAACAAUUUAACUUUAGUGUUAUUAUAUAUCAAAGCAGUUAUUAAUAUAUGUAGAGACUGCGUGAAUAAAUAAGCUGCUUACUUACUGAAAUAUCUAUUAA